AACCCGUGGGUGGUGGCUGCGGGCUGGGGAAGGACCUCGUACGCUGGACGUCAGUCCGAAAAACUCAUGAAGACCAAGUGGAUGGAGCUGGUGCGCUGGGACACGUGCGAGGCCAGGACCAAGUACCGCUCCCGCAGUCUGCUCACGGAGCGCAUGCUGUGUGGCGUCUCCGACCUCACCGACGCCUGCCUCGGCGACUCGGGCGGACCGCUGAUGUACUACCACCCUCAGUUUUACCGCUGGUUUCUGGUCGGCGUCACCAGCUUCGGCUGGGGCUGCAACGAGGUUAACGACCCGGGCGUCUACACCAACCUCUUCCACAAGGACAUCUUGGGCUGGGUGACAUGCGCGAACACAGGCGAAAUGUGCAAGGCCUAGCUGAAGAGCGCUGGAGCCGCAGGCGGCCCGACGCGAUCUGACGAUCCGCGGCUGAGGAGGGCGACGGCCAAGUCUGGAAGCCCGCCGCAGCAUGGGCGGGGCGCGGCCCGCGGCGGCGGCCGUCACAGCUCCCGCCCGAGUUCUGCCGCUGCCUCCCCACCGCUGGCAGACGCGGCUAAGCUCCGUGCUUCUCGGUAGCUCUAAUGGUAAUGGUGUGUAGUGGAGGAGCAGGGUGCUAGUUGAAACAGUAACAAAUCUGUCAUCGUACGCAAACUGGGUACCCUGAAAACGAGCAUGUUUUGUUCUCAACUUCUGCGCUCAAUGCAUCGGCCUUCAGAGCCCACCGCAUACGGUUUUAAUCAGCUUGCGUCACCCACAAAAUCGUCAUUGGCAUCAAGUGUAUUUGAAAAUAUAUACAUAUACAUUAA
Molecule: messenger RNA, 806 nt
Organism: Pollicipes pollicipes
Lineage: Eukaryota; Metazoa; Arthropoda; Thecostraca; Pollicipedomorpha; Pollicipedidae
Product: transmembrane protease serine 13-like
Exons: 3
Coding region: 67-378 (103 amino acids)
Biological process (GO): proteolysis
Molecular function (GO): serine-type endopeptidase activity
Source: RefSeq, a predicted model, not a curated record